Molecule: messenger RNA, 1344 nt
Organism: Talaromyces atroroseus
Lineage: Eukaryota; Fungi; Ascomycota; Eurotiomycetes; Eurotiales; Trichocomaceae
Exons: 2
Coding region: 1-1344 (447 amino acids)
Source: RefSeq, a predicted model, not a curated record
AUGGCAUCUGAACGUUAUCCAGUCCACCACAACGGCAUCUACCGCAACCUCCCAACCUUCGACCCUUCCAUCACCGGCUUAUCCGCUGUCAUCACCGGGGCCAAUGGGAUUUCUGGCUUCCAUACUUUGCGAGUGCUUCUCGAGAGUCCCCAACGAUGGUCGACCAUCUAUGCCUUGUCCCGCCGGCCUCCUCCCAGGCAAAUGCUAGCCCUACUUUCCGAGUCUCAGCGCUCGCGCGUGCGGCACGUCGCCGUGGAUUUUCUUGAAGACCCUGCGAAAAUCGCGCAAAUCUUGAGGUCGGCCGAUAUCAAGGCUGACUACAUCUUCUUUUAUUCGUAUCUCCAACCUACACCAUCGCCAGGUGCUGCCGUGUGGUCGAAUGCCGAGGAACUUGUCAAAGUCAAUAGCGCGCUUCUCGACAAUUUCCUACAGGCGAUAACACUGGCCAAUAUCACCCCUAAACGGUUCCUCCUGCAAACCGGCGCGAAGCAUUACGGUGUGCAAAUCGGUCGUGUCCGUAGUCCUGCCAUUGAGUCUGACCCAUACCUGUCUCACCUGGAACCGAACUUCUACUACCCGCAGGAAGAAUCACUAUUCAACUACUGCAAAGCCAACAAUACUACUUCCUGGAACAUCAUCCGGCCAGCAUGGGUUCUGGGCGCAGUAAACAAUGCCCAAAUGAACGCGCUUCUGCCCAUUGCAAUCUAUUCGGCCGUCCAGGCUCACAAGGGGGAGCCUAUAUCCUUCCCAAGCGACUGGGAAACAUGGCAGUAUGAAGGGUACCAUUCGACAGCUUUGCUGACGGGCUAUCUGUCUGAAUGGGCCGUAUUGGAAGAGAAGGCCAAGGACCAGGCCUUCAACGCUCAGGACACGAGCCCUGUAAGCUGGGACCGAUUCUAUGAAGCUCUCACCCGCUGGUUCGGCGUCGAAAAGGGUGUCGUUCCUCCAGAGGAAGAUACAACCAAGUAUGAGGAAUCGAUAGGCAAGGCCGGCGCUGACACGCCGAUGGGAUACGGUCCUCCCAUUGUACACCGAACAACCUUUAAACUGGUAGACUGGGCGUCCAAGCCCGAAAAUAGGGCAGCGUGGUUGGACCUGCAGAGGAAAUCGAACGGCCAACUCACUGACAACCCAUUCGAUGAUGUCCAGGAAAACUUUGCUUUUGGCGACCAAGCUUUCAGGAAGGUACCUAGUCUGAGCAUGAACAAAGCUCGACGGCUGGGCUGGACCGGGUUUGUGGAUACCUUUGAGUCCUUGUUCGAGACAUAUUCUGAAAUGGGGGUUCUGGGUAUGCUGCCGCGUUUGAAAGUUGAUAGAUCAAACCGCUUGUCUGAAUACCCUUAA